Molecule: messenger RNA, 4344 nt
Organism: Cyanistes caeruleus (blue tit)
Lineage: Eukaryota; Metazoa; Chordata; Aves; Passeriformes; Paridae
Source: RefSeq, a predicted model, not a curated record
UGCUUUAAUAACCCUGUACCAAAAGUAUCUUGCGGAUCUCCGGCUUUGCACCUCACCUGAUUUCUUUACAGACUUGCUGUUUUAUCUGUGAUACUGUGUCUCUAGUUAUACCAAGAUCACUAUAUAUGUUGCUGAUAACAAUUGAUUCCAGAAGUUGAUUAUUCAGCAUAUCCAAAGAUGAGGAGGAAACUUGCAGCAGCUGGGACAUUGAGGCUUAGUCCUAAUGAAGAGGCCAUGUUUCUGAAGGAAGAAUAUGAAAGAAGAAGAAAACUAAGGCUGCAACAAGUCAGAGAGCAGCAGAAGUAUAUCUCCUACCAGAUAAGGCAGAAGGUAAAGCAGAGGAGAGAAGAACAACUGCAUCAGUUAGAGGAAGCACUGAGAGCGGAAUGGCAGAAGGCACAGGAUGAGAAGAUGAAAGCCCUGGAAGAGCUCUAUCUAUCAAGCUUAAGAGCAAUCGGGGAGGGUCACCGACAGGCCAAGGAGAACGAACCUGACUUAGAAGCUCUGGCAAAGCAAGCAGAGGAAAGGAAACAAAAAGCAGAGAUGAGACAUAGAAAAGCUCUGAUAGAGCAGAAGCACCAAAAAGAAAAAUUACUUCGUGAGCAAGCCAGACGAACAGAUGCACGCAAACGUGCUCUAGAAGUGGAAAGACAAAGAGCAGCCAAAGUUGCAAACCUGCCACCUCCUCCUCCACGUCCAUUUGAGAGUUCUGAAGUGAGAAAGAUCAUUGCUAUGAAGUCCUGUGGUGCUGGCAACUUUUCUGUUACACGUUACCAUAUUGCUGAAGCUUUGGUGGACAGAGAAGUGGACGGAGAUCAGCCAGAUGCUCAUUUAGCUGCUGAAGAAGAAGGGAGACGUUUGGAGGAACUACACAGGGAGGCAGAGAGGGAGAGAAGAAAGCAUCUUGAAAAGGCACAUGUUAGAGGAACUCAUGCCUUGAAGAAGAUCCAAUUGGCCAAGGAGAGGGAAAGACUCCUGGAAGAACUGGAGCAAAUGCAAGCUCAGGAUCGGAUGCGCAGGAGACAAGUUGUCGCGCAGAUGCCUCCUCAGCUUUCAGUGCCAGCAUACAAACGCAUGGAAAUAAAAGAAGAAUGGCAGAGAGAACUGGAGUCUGCAUUUGAAGAAAUGUACAGUGAAGACAGGAACAUGAAAGAAGACCUGAUUUUGCAGUUUGAGCCACAACCUUUGCCAGCCCCUUCUGACCGAGCUCAAGAUAAUGAUCUUGAUAUCUCUUUGGAGCAUGAAUCUGCUUGUGACACUCAACCAGAGCUUCCUUGUGAUACUCGACAAGAAUCAGAACAUGUGAUAGAAGAGGAGGUCCCUAAUGAACCAGAAAGGCAUGAAGAUGGAAAAACUUGCCAACCUCGAUCAAAACUUGCCUUAAAGAAAUUGUUGAACAAAAUUAGAAGCCAAAAAGAGGAAUGGACAUCAAAAAGUGAGAAAGAUAGUCAAAGUGAAUUUGACACCAUUGAAUCAGGCACAAUUGCUGGUGAAAAGAGACCAUUAUGUGAUUUAGGACUUAACAAGGAGCAGCAGAAAAAUACAGUGUCUCAAGCCAAAGACCCUAUGAAAAUGUUGGAAAAUACAGUUGCAGAUGAAAAGUCAGUUCUAAUCCAUUCUCAAGAACAAGCAGCUAAAAUCAGAAUGGAAGAGGCAGCUAAAAUUAGAAUAGAAGAGGAGAGACAGAAGUGGAAUGAAGAAAUAGAGAAACAGAAACAGGAGCAGCUGGCCUUGAUUAAAAGAAUUGAGGAAGAGAAAGCUCUUUUGGAAGCUGAUUAUCUGAAGAUCCAAAUGCAAACCUGUUUGGAGGAGGCUAAGAAAAAAAAAGAGGAUGAAGAACAAGGUCAGCUGGUGCAAAGCCACAGUCUCCACUCCACAGAUCAGCAGGACCAAAUAGAACAUGAGGUGAAGAAUUCCAGAAAAUUGUGUACUGGAAAUGUAUCAGAAACCAAGAGUCCAAGAGAAGGCAGUCACAGACAGAUGAUACGUAAUUUUCAACAAUGCCUUCUGCAGCAAGAAAGGUUGCGCAAACAAACCAUUGAAGAAGCUAGAAAGAAUCUACAGGAGUAUCAGAAUACACUGAAGCAAAGGUACUUGUCUGCUUCUGAGAUACCUCUGAGCACAAGGGAAACAAAAUCCAUUAAUUUAGAGCCUGUCUCAGAGCCACUCCUACAGAUGCAAGGAGUACAGCCAGCACAGUACCAGGCAUCAGAACAAGUUCAUACCCAAGAAUACACACGGUCAUUACCUGCAUUUUCAGGAACAUUGGGUAUGUUGGAAAAACCAUCUUCACAGAAGCAGGAAGAGCAAGUGCAUUUCAUUUGUCCUGAAAAAUCACUGCAGUUUUCAGAAGUAUCAGAAUUGAAGCAUGGAGAAUUUAAUUUGCCCUGUGACUGUCCAUCACAGGAACAAGUGGGACUGUUCAAAACUGCCAAUAAUCACCUCAGAGAGCCAUUCCAGUCCCAUUUACCAUCAGGGUCAGUCAGGAAAGAAGUGACUGCAAUAAGAACACAACCAGCAGCACGCCAACAGCAUGUUAGAUUUGUCUUCCCUGCAGAAAGUUCCUCCGAGUCUUCAGAAACAGUACACUCUAAAGAGUCAUCUCAGAAGAUACCUAACUAUCAAACCAAGACAGAAACUGGAGAAGAGCAUCCAUUUAAGACAUCCCUCAUGCCAGCAACAAAGAGAUCAGCCUCAACUGAUCCUUUGGCCUGUCAGCAGGGAUCUGUAGAGAGCAGCAGCAAAACAAGCCCUGAUCAACUCCUCAGUCUUUCUGAACCCAUGAUUCUAGCACGUGAAGAAUCUAAAGCUCAGGGUGUUGGGGAAUUCUUGAUAUCAAAAGCAGGAGAUGCAUCUUCCUUAAAUUAUUCUGGUAUACUGAGAUUAAGGGACAGAGUGUUGGCCUCAUCAGAAAGCAUCCAAGCUCAGCAAAAGUAUUUGAAAGAAUUGCAAGAGCAGAUAGAUGCACAGAGAGAAGCUCUUCUUUCUAAACAGAGAAUACAAGAAAAACUACUUUUGCAGAAGCAAGAUAAAUUGAAGGAGCAGAUGCAGAGACAGCAAGAGGCUUUGAAAGAAUUUCUAAACAAGCAGGUGAGACGUAUGUGCCCAAAUGAAGAAAUAACAGAGGCACAAAAGCCUGUUAGGAUUAAGAGAACUGACUUCUUCCAAGUCUCAGAAAGCUAUCAGCAAGAGAACUGUGGCAGGAAUAAAUUUCACAGUAGUGAAACAAUUUCAUGGUGCAUUGGUCCAGGUGAGCAAACUGAACAAUCUGAGAAGGUUCUCUGUAGAGAACAGAAAUGGAGAUCUUCCAAACCACCAGUGACAAAAGUCAAGUUAGGGCUUGGUUUGGAGCAACAUGAACUUAGUAUUAUACCAGAGGUAGACACACCGAAGAGCUGCAGCCUCUCUUUGGCAGGUGUUUUAAAUUCAGAUAAAACAGAUGAUGGUAUUGGAGAAACUUCUCAGAUUGCAAUCUCUGGGGAAUUUCCAUGUGUGAAAAGUCAGAGUCAUGCUCUUCAUGAAGGCACCUUACCUUUGGGCAUAACAAACUAUGAAGGAAAAGCCUCCAGUGGAAGUCCAAGGCAAGCUAGUCCAUCAGGGAGAUUAUUACAAGAGUUGCUAAUGAUGGCUGCUGAAACUUCAUAUGAUUCAGGUGGGAAAAUCCUCUCCCUUCAAGAACACCAUUCAGCCAUUCAGCGCUGCUGAUUUUGCUGCUGUUUAUUUGUAGAAUAUGACCUGGCUUGUUAAACAUGCAGUGCUAUUUAAUGCUAUUGAAUUUUGAGUGUAAAAAAGGGUAUUUCAAUAAGCACUUGUUUCAGAAUGAACAAAUUUUUAUCUUUUGGGUUUUUGUGGUCUAUUACCAUUCUGCUAACAAGUCCACACUGUAGUACACUUCAUUGCUGGUCAGCAAUUUCUUGUCCAGGGCAUAUGCUUUUCAUCUGCAACCUCUAUAACUGUAAAGGUUUGCAGGUAUUCCAGGUGGGAACCUGUUCUGGGCAGGCCAGUGGCGUUCAUGAUUCAGUACCCGGUGAUUCUUGUAUUGAUACAGAGGAAAUUAGUGCUUAAAAAGAUCUCUGGAGUGUUAAUGUGUUGAUGUCAACAUCCACUGAAAGAUCAGUGUGUAUUAAAUAUUACUUAAAAAUAUGGUUGAGAAAAAAAAUAGAAGGCUGAGGUCAUUGUCAGCUCAAAAAGAACUCAGAAUCCUGUCUUGGGUGUGACAGACAUGAAAAUUGAUAAUUGUAGAAUAUUUCAAAUUUAGAGACCUAGAAGGAUCAUCAAGUCCAACUCCCCGCUUCUCCCAGGAUUACCUAAAACUAAACCAUUGCCCAGUUGCUCCUUGAACUC